UAUUAUUAUUAUUAUCACUAUUAAUUCGUAUUAUAUUAUUACGUAUUUUCUUUGGACGUCUUUAUCCGCAUUGAUGCUCCUCUCCACGCCCAAAACAGCUGGUGGCGGUAAUACACCAAAUUGGAAUGUCAACCACCAAUAAAUUGACAGAGGAAGAAAAUGUUUUGUCCUUUCUUGCGUUCCGUAGAGCGAAUGUCUACCGCGGGAGUUUUGAGCCUUCAAAGGCUUUGGUUGAAUAGUGAGGUGUUUUGAGUUGUUUGCAGUUCUUUGGUCUACAGGCAUAUUUUUAGUUUUGACGCUGACGGAAGUUUCAACUGUUUGAAGGACAGCCAGUAGAGAGACAGAGAGGGAGAGAUGGAGAAUCUGUUCAGCUGUCUGUAUGCUGGCCCAUUGUCUGCAUCUGCACAGAGGAUCGUGACCGCAUUAAGAGCCGAGUAUGCAGAUAGGCUCGACAGGAGCCACAGCUAUUUACAGCGAAGGCCUGUGAACCCGUUCCAGUCUCAGAGCACCUGGAGCCAAACCCAGAACAACCACUCUUCCUCCAGCAGAUCGUGGCCCAGGCCUUACUCCAGCUUCACUGGCACCCAGGGAGAGUCACAGACACCCAGGUGCUCAGCCCCAGAGAGGGACUCUUCACCCAGUCAUGCUACCUCUCUGCCUGCCUGGAUGGAGUCAGCAGAGAGGGAGCCAGUGCUUCCUUCCUUUACCCUGGAGAGGGAGUCUCCGUUGUCUCCGUUGCCCUUCCACUCUUCUCAAACUGAGUUUUCACUCCGCCUGGACUCCCCCCAGUACGAGCCCUCAUUCCACUUCCAGCCUGUGAAACGCUACUCUGGCUUUUUACACUCCCCCAAAAAAGACCGCCCGUUCCCCCUUCCAUCUCCUCAGAGAGGCUCCCCAUUCUCCUCCGUGUUCCCUCCGAAGGAGCCCCCUCUAACCCCUCCCUCCAUGGACACGGACCUGCAGGGGUUUACCAGGCCUGCUGCUGCUCCCAUAGGGGCGGUUAGGAGGCUGAGGAUGCCCCACCAGCAAGACAGGGCAGAACAUCUUCAGAGUCAAGCAGAGAACAGGUCUGACCAGGCCAGACAGCCGAUGAUACUGGAGACCCACGCCAGACUAGAGAGCCACCAAUCAGGACUGCAUAUGCACCACACCAGACCUGAGACAAACCAGACUGGACCCCAUAUUCAUCUGAUGCGGCCUGAGAACCACUGCAAAGAGACCAGACCAUGGGCAAAACCAGGUACCCACACCAGACUAGACAACCACCAGGUGGAUCCUGAUUUCUGUCACACCAAAUGUGAUAUCAGCCAGGCUGGACCAGACGACCUCCACACCAAACCAGCGAGUCAUAAGACACAGGCUAGUUCUGAGGCAUUCAGAGCAGGAAGUGAAUUUAGUGACUUGCAAAAGGGGGUAGAGGACAAAGACGAUCCACCGGCCACAUCACCUGUGAUUACAGUCCCGCAGAUUCCCAGCGGCAGAUCCAGACGGGAGGGCUGGGUUCUGUCAAUGAUGCCCAGUAGAGAGGCAUCAGAGAGGGGAGAGCAAACAGAGAACGUCCCCUUACCAGCUGAUCCAGCCAAGAAGUGGGAAUUUGGACGCUUACUAGUGCCAGCACACAGGAGCCCUAUGAACACAGCAGAAAUAGUGAGCUCACAGUUUGACAGACAAAGUGCUGGACCAAUGAGAGAAGAGAGUAGGGAGAUGGAAGUGGAUUUGGGCCACAGCUCUGAUAGAGUUGUGGCACAAGAGGAUGUGACUCCACUAGUGGAAGCUAGAGAUGAAAGGGAGACAAUGACACCUUCAAAGAGAGGCUGUGACCUGGGGUCAAUGUCCGAGAAGAGUCUGAUUCAGGUUCCCGUCCCGUGCUCAAGGUCCAGCAGCGCGGAAGAGACCCACGGAGGUCAUGAGAACACGUCUGCACAGGCACAUGACCAUCCCACCCAUCUCCUUGACACCCAGAUGGAGGCAGAGACAGAGCCUAACCCAGACUCUCAGCUGCCAAGUCUCCCGUCAGGUUCCGACUCCGCAGAAGCCCCUUCAGCGUUUGAACACGUCGAACACGCUCACGCCUUGAGCAGCUCUGACAUGCCUCGCCAUGGUAACCAACAUGAAAGUGAAGCUGACGACCGGUGUGACCGCGGUAACCAGAGUAACCACGGUGAACAUAAUGACCAGGGUAAUGAAUACGAAGAGAAUGCUUGGUUUGACAGAGAGACGGGCAUGACGGAGCCCAACACUCAGCAGGCGCUCACACACACAGACAUUCCGACAGCAGAGGAAAGCCACCCUGAGCAGAAGAGGCAGAAGAUCAGUCUGACUGAAGGAGGCACAGGAAAACAGCCGAAGAAGUUCCCAGAAGUGGAGAGGUUCACGGAAUCCCGUGCGGUAGACACAGCUUGGACCGAGGGACGUGGCCUUCAGAGGAGGCUGGGCGUGUGUGUGUGUGUCCAGGUUGUGUCUGGGAGUUCCAGUGGACUCUCUCCCAACAGAAGCUCCGGUCCCCCUAAAAGGCAUCUCAUGACUCCCAUAGCAAAGGGUUUAGUCGAGUCCCCCAGGAUCGCCUCCUCUCUCUCCCCCACCCCCAGGGCACACCCUACCCCCCUGUCUGAGAGGACCCUCAGCACCCCCUCACAGCAGCUCUCUCUAUCGCGCAGGCCCGUACGCUGGGAACCCCCUCGUUCUUCCCAGGGCAGCAGAGAGGAGACGGACGACUUCUCACACCAGAUAGAAACCACCCUCUGCUCCUGCCCCCGACCACAGGCCUCGGCAUCGGUGGCCCCGAAAACCAGCGCCACAGAACCGCACCCCACCGCUCACCCCCGCUCCGAGACACCCCACCCUCACCUCCCCCCUGUACCCCAGAGACCUCCCCCUCUGGGGUCGUAUCAGCAGAGCCCUGCCCCCGGUGAGCCUCCAGUGGGGGUCAAAGAUGAGUCCUCUGGGCCUCACGGCCGCCGCAAAAGGCCCCGCAGCAUCACCCGAGAGCCACCAAUCAGCCACCAGCCAGCCCCCAGGGCCACCAAUCAGAAGCAAGCUGGGGCGGGGCCUGAGAGACGACAGCCUGGUGUGACUGGAAAAGCUAGAGAGGAAGCAGGGAUGGCAACGACCAAGCCCAAACCCAACCCGUUGACCUCUGACCCUCGAGUAUGUGACGCUGGGCAGCUGAGCGCGCGGGAGAGGGAGGGUGUCCUGGGGGAGGUGAAGAUGGCCAGAGCGCUGGUGCUCACCCUGGUAUUUCAGGACGGGAGCACGCAGCUAGACCUGGAGCAGAAGAAUAGUCCGUCUGUGUGUGGAAUCUUGAUUCUCCUGAAGAGGGCACUGGACCUGUCUCGCCCACAACAGACAGAGGAGGAGAAGCUGCUCUUCCUGAGACUGGAGCAAAGGCCCGCCUGGGUCCAACAACAACCUGACCAGAGCCAUGAACAAUUCACCAGAGAGCUGGUUUUGCUGGUGCUGUCGGGACAUAGGCAGGUGGUGUGUUAUAAAGCCAAAGACCUGCUGCGCACCACCCUGCAGCAUCACACACAGAUGCUCAACUGGAAACAAAUGGGUGUGUGUGAGGUGCUGGACCCUCAGAUUGCCUCGUGGCUGCUGGACCCUGCUGAUUCGGCUACCUGCUUCCAGGAGCUCCUGAGCAAACACAGCAAGACGAACACACACUCCUCCUCCUCCUCUUCGAACACACACUCUUUCACACUUGCUCUGGGCCCCCAGAAGGUCACUCAGCUAAUCUCGGGUUUGAAUCAACUGUAUAAACUUAUGGUUGAGUUACGCUCCGCACUGCAGACUAAAGGACUGUGGCAGCUUUAUUCUCAAAUGGAGAUUCGGAUGAUUCCUGUUCUUGCAGCCAUGGAGAGUCACAGGAUCCACGUAGACAGAGAUGCUCUGAAGAAGACCUCAGAGAUGCUGGGGUCAAAGCUGAAGCAGCUGGAACAGGAGGCCCAUCAGGCAGCUGGCCAGCAGUUUCUGGUGUCCAGCAAUAAUCAGCUUCGACUGGUUCUGUUUGAGAAGUUGCGUCUGCAUGAGCGUUGUGAGAAUAAGAAGCUGCCCAAAACCCUUCUCAAACAACAACAGUCAACAUCCGAGGCUGUGCUUUUGCAGCUUCAGGAUCUGCACCCUCUACCCAAGAUUAUUUUAGCGUACAGACAGGUGCAUAAGAUCAAGUCUGCAUUCGUGGACGGCAUUCUGUCAUGCGUGAAUAAGAUGUUCAUCUCCUCCACAUGGAACCAGACCAGUGCUGUGAGUGGCAGACUGUCAGCAAAACACCCCAAUUUCCAGGCGCUGCCGAAACAACCCAUUCAAAUCACCAAGACGCAGUAUGUCCACGGAAAGGAAGCAGAGCUCGUAACCGUACACCCCCGCACCAUGUUCAUUCCCCGGCAAGGCUGGACCUUCCUGUCUGCAGAUUUCUGUCAGAUGGAGUUGCGUCUGCUGGCUCAUCUCUCCUCAGACCCAGAGCUUCUCAGAAUUUUCCAGAAUCCUGAUGCUGAUGUCUUCUCCAUGCUGGCCUCUCAGUGGAAGGGCAUAAAGGAGGACUCAGUGAGUUCAGAGGACAGGGAGCAUGCCAAGCGCGUCGUCUACUCAGUCGUCUAUGGAGCAGGGCGGGAGCGUCUGUCUGGUAUUCUGGGUGUGAGUGCAGAGCAGGCCAGCCAUUUCCAGGACAGCUUCCUGCAGACCUACAGGGAGGUGCAAACCUUCAUCCAAAGAACCAUACAACAGUGCCAGAAUCAAGGUUACGUGGUGUCCAUAAUGGGCCGGCGGCGCUCACUCCCCCACAUCCACUCGGCAGACUGGGGCGCACGUAACCAGGCAGAGAGGCAGGCGGUCAACUUUGUGGUGCAAGGCUCUGCUGCUGACCUGUGUAAGAUGGCCAUGAUCCGCAUCUUCUCCCAGGUCACCUGCUCUGCGUCUCUCACUGCCAGACUGGUGGCUCAGAUCCAUGAUGAGCUUCUCUUUGAGGUGGAGGAACAGCAGCUUCAGGAGUUCGCCUUGUUGGUGAAGAGUACCAUGGAGUCUCUCCAGCACAUAGACAACCUUGGAGUUAAUCUGACUGUACCCCUCAAGGUGGUGGUGUCAAGUGGAUCUUCUUGGGGUUCUAUGUCCGAGCUGUGCCUCCCACCCAGUUCUCCCUCAGCCUGACUCUGUUUUCUUGUCUUUCUCUCUGUUUCUGUUUCUGUUUCUGCCAUUUCCUGUCUCCUCAUUUCUGUCCUUCCACCCUUCCCUUCUGUCUCUCCUCCUCCUUCUCUCUGCGUCCAUCUCACUCGUUCAGUAAUGGCCCCUCCAUCAGCCAUUUCCCUUCUCCUCCUCUCCUCCUUAAUUUAUUACUCUUUCACUCACUCACUCCCUCUUCCUCGCUUUCUCUGCUGCAUCCCGUCACCUUGGCAACCGAGCAGCUGCAGCUCCUCUAGCCCUCUCUACUUGUCAGUAUCCGGUAGCAACGGCAGGAGCUCCAGACUGGAUCACACCAGUUCCUCUUUUUUUGGGGGUCUCUCUGCCUCUACCUCUUUCGUGCUUUUCUCCACCACUUUGCAAAUAGUUUAUUUAUUUCACUCUUGUUGAUCAGCUUUCAUCUACUUGCCUGUAUUCUGUAACCAAGGGAGAAACUGAGAAUAGUUGAUAAUUUGGUUAAUCUGUUGCGUCAGGCAUCUUUUAAAGUGUGAUUCAUGUAUUUAUAUUUUACUUACAUAUCUGUUAUUUAUACAUUCAUACAUUAAUAUAUCUAUCCCAUAUUUAUAUUGUGUCCAUUGUGUGUUGAUUGUAUAUAUAUUGUCAUUUUGUGGUUACUGGCCAGGAGAUUGUCUGAAAGCUUUCUUAA
This is a messenger RNA of Clupea harengus (Atlantic herring), 5818 nucleotides long. RefSeq names its product polymerase (DNA directed) nu (gene poln). Gene Ontology annotation, biological process: double-strand break repair; DNA-templated DNA replication. Gene Ontology annotation, molecular function: DNA-directed DNA polymerase activity; DNA binding. The transcript has 29 exons. The record is from RefSeq and is a predicted model, not a curated record. Lineage: Eukaryota; Metazoa; Chordata; Actinopteri; Clupeiformes; Clupeidae. The coding region runs from base 355 to 5142 and encodes 1595 amino acids.